This is a messenger RNA of Onthophagus taurus, 1247 nucleotides long. It is a transcript of the gene Dhpr, whose product is annotated as Dihydropteridine reductase. Gene Ontology annotation, cellular component: cytoplasm. Gene Ontology annotation, molecular function: NADPH binding; 6,7-dihydropteridine reductase activity; NADH binding. Gene Ontology annotation, biological process: L-phenylalanine catabolic process; tetrahydrobiopterin biosynthetic process. NCBI's taxonomy places the organism in Eukaryota, Metazoa, Arthropoda, Insecta, Coleoptera, Scarabaeidae. The record is from RefSeq and is a predicted model, not a curated record.
AAAUAAAAACAUGUUAAACUGCAGUCUUAAUUUAGCUGAAAUUAAGUGUUACAAUUACCCAUUUUUUCUUAUCAAAGAUUUAUGGGAAAUAUAUAAUAAUAAAUUAACAAAAUUUGUUAAAAGAGAAAUUAUGUCCUACAUUUAAUGAAACACCCGGUGUAAAUAAUCUGUAUAUGACGUACGUUGACCUUCAGAAUUUCAAAUCUUUUAACAAUCUCGUUCUUACCGCAAUCGAGCGAUUCAAACGUGAAAGGAAGUUGUGAAAACCCUGUUACCAAUUACUCACGGUUGCCACUGACAGUUCCAUAAGAGCUAACCUCAGGAGUGGUCGUAAAAACAAAUCAAUACCAUAUUUUUUUUAAGAUGGCUCAAAUCGCUGGAAGAGUUGUUGUUUACGGUGGAAAAGGUGCUUUGGGAUCGAAAUGCGUGUCUUUCUUUAAAAAUAAGAAUUGGUGGGUUGGAUCAAUAGAUUUGGCUGAAAAUACAGAUGCAGAUUUAAAUAUUGUUUUGGGACGUGAAGAAAAUACUGCAGAUCAAGAAUCAUCCGUCUUAUCAUCUAUUUCAUCUGUUUUGGGUAAUGAUAAGUUAGAUGCUGUAAUUUGUGUUGCUGGAGGUUGGGCUGGAGGCAAUGCAAAGAAAGAUUUGAUUAAAAAUAGCGAUAUGAUGUGGAAACAGAGUGUGUGGAGUUCUUUAAUUUCCGCAUCAUUAGCUGCGAACCAUUUAAAGGAUGGUGGUUUGUUAACUUUAACUGGUGCCAAAGCUGCGUUAGAAGCAACUCCAGGAAUGAUCGGUUACGGGAUGGCCAAGGCAGCCAUACACAGCUUAACAAAAAGUCUUGCUGGAAAAGAUAGUGGAAUGCCAGUAGAUUCCGUGGCUGUCGCAAUAUUACCUAUUACUUUAGACACUCCAAUGAACAGAAAAUGGAUGCCCAAAGCUGAUUUUACAACUUGGACUUCCUUGGAUUAUAUAUCUGAAUUGUUUUACAACUGGACUAUUGGAAAAAAUCGUCCUCAAUCCGGAAGUCUUCUUCAGUUGGUCACCAAAAAUUCCGAAACAAAUUUAAUCCCAGCAUAAAUCAACAACGAAAAUGGAUAUGGAAAACGAAGAUGAUCGAAAAACAGGGAACAAUGUUAUUAUAAAUUAUUUACGCGUUGUAAUAUUACUAUUCUUUAAAAGAAUAUUUUUGUAAGCUUGUUUGCCGUGUUGGGUUUAAAAUGAUUUUUAAAAAUAAAUGUUUAGCUGAACUA